CCAGCAACCAUAAACAUUUCAGAGGAUUAAUUUACAAAAUUUCUCCAAUUUUAACAUCGAAUUGUGCAAAUAUAGGUUGAGCUAUAAUGUCAAAGAGGAAGCAAGAAAUUGCUCUCCAACAGGAGUUGGAGACUCAGGAAGAAUGGGAGGAGAUGCUAGCAAAGGAGGGACUCAUAGUUAUUGAUGUGUACCAGGAGUGGUGUGGUCCAUGUAAGGCACUCGUUACAAACCUCAAGAGGUACAAGAAUGAGACGGCUGAUGAUUUGUUACAUUUUGCUGUUGCUAAGGCAGAUACCAUAGAUGCAUUAGAACGAUACAGAGGCAAAUGUGAACCAUGUUUUCUCUUUUUUGCUGGUGGUGUACUGGUCGCUGUACGUAGGGGGGCUAAUAGUCCCUGUAUACUGAAGUCCAUUGCAGAGCAGCUAAAAAAAGAGCACGCAGUCCUCGAUGGCGAUGCAGAAAGGGAGGAGAUUCGUGAUCCUGGGCUUGCAGAUAUUGAACCAGAAAAAGGUGCUGAUGAUGAAGACGAUACUGAAAAAGAGGCAGAGGAAGAAGCCAUUAAGAAGGAAGUCACUGUUGCAAUACUUAAACCAGAUAUUGUUAAGGAAGAAGGAAAGGUGGAAGAAAUCCUACAAAAGAUGGAAGAGGCUGGUAUUGAAGUACUUGAAAAAACAGAGAAACAAUUAACAGAAGAGGAAGCUCGCGAGUUUUAUGCUCAUCAGAAGGAGGAGGAGUGGUUUGAAGAGCUCAUCACACAUAUGACGAGUGGUCCAAGUUUUGUUCUAGUCUUAACAAAGGGAGACACAGGAGAGAAUGUCAUCCAAGGCUGGCGAGAUAUGAUUGGGCCCACAAUGGUGGAAGAUGCCAAAGAAAAUGCUCCAGAAAGUUUACGUGCUCAAUAUGGUUCAGAAAAAUAUUUCAACGCACUCCAUGGUUCUGAUUCCAAGGAGACUUCAGCCAGGGAACUUGCAUUUUUCUUCCCAGACUUCAAUGUGCCUGUGGUGCCUGGCUCAGGCCCUAAACCCAAGAUUCAGCGAACACUUGCCCUCAUACGACCAGAUGCCCUCACAGAAAGCAAAGAUGCUAUUUUGGAGAAGAUUCGUGCUGCAGGGUUUGAAGUGGCCCUCCAGAAAGAGGUUCAGCUCACAAAAGAGCAGGCAGAAGAGUUCUAUAAGGAACAUGAAGGACAGGAUUACUUUGAAGAGCUCACUACAAGGAUGUCAAGUGGCCCAUUGUUGGCCCUUGGUUUGGCAAGAGAGGAUGGUAUAGAAAGAUGGAGGGAUAUGUUAGGACCUAAAGAAGUAGACAAAGCAAAAGAAGAAGCCCCUGAGAGUUUACGUGCCCAGUUUGCUGUAGAAGACGUCCCCAUAAACCCACUUCACGGUUCAGACUCUCCAAGCACUGCAGAAAAAGAAAUAGACUAUUUCUUCCCUAUGCAACAAACUUUAGCUGUAGUCAAACCAGAUGCUUAUGAUAAUAGAGAUGAAAUUAUGGAUAAAAUAAAAGAAGCAGGAUUCCACAUAGCAGCCAGGAAAGAAACCGAAUUAACAAAAGAAAUGGCAGAGGCAUUUUAUAAAGACCAAAAUGAUAAAGAAUUUUUCAGUGAUCUCACGGAACAUAUGACAAGUGGUCCAACUCUAUUUAUGGUAUUAUCUCGGAAUGAUGCGGUGGAUGGUUGGAGGUCUGUAAUAGGCCCUACUGACCCAGAACAAGCAAAGGAGGCAGCUCCAGAAACCUUACGUGCCAAAUAUGGAAAAGAUGUGAAAGCGAAUGCACUUCACGGCAGCUCUAGUGUGAACCAUGCUCACGAAGGAAUCAAAGAAAUAUUUGGAGAUCUUGAAUUCAACAAAGAUGGUACAUUGAAAGAAGAGACUGGUGAAGGAGAAAAGGAAAACGAGGAUACUGAUGAACCAGCUGAUGGAGAAGGGGAGGAGAAGGAAGAGGAUCCUGCUGGAGAAGAGGAGCAAGAAGGGGCCGAUGGAGAUGAUGUGAAGUCCUCCCUUGAGGAGAAACAAGAGGAUGAAGACACUGAGAAACAGACAGAUGGGGAAGAUGGAGACAAACAGGAGGACACUCAAGAUAAGCCUAAUGAUGAUGAAACCAAAAGUGUAAAGGGCAGUCGGGCUGGAAGUGCUACGGGCAGUCAAGCUGGAAGUGCGAAGGGGAGUCCACCUGGAAGCGCAAAGGGGAGUCCACCUGGAAGUGCCAAGGGCAGUCGGGCUGGAAGUGCGAAGGGGAGUCCACCUGGAAGCGCAAAGGGGAGUGCACCUGGAAGUGCUAAAGGAAGUCAGGCUGGAAGUGUUCAAGGUAGCGCGAAAGGCAGUCGGGCUGGGAGUGCAAAAAGCACUAAAGCUGAAGGAGAUGCUGGAAGAGACAAUGCUGAUGAAGAUACUCAGAGUGCUAAAGGAGAUGAUGACAAAAAGGAUGAAGAACAGAAAGAAGAUGACACUAAGAGUGUAAAAGAUGAGAACCAAGAAGAGAAAAAAGAGGAUGAGGGUGAGGCCAGCACUGAGGCAGAAAAGACUGAGGAGAAACCAGCUGACACUGAGGAAACGAAAGAAGAUACUAAAGAAGAAGAAGAAGGAGAAACUGCUAAAGAGGAAGAGGAGAAAACUGCAGAAGGUGAAUCAUCAGAGCAAACUGAAGAUAAAGAUAAGGAAAAGCCAGAUGAACCUAAAGCUGAAUAGGAAACAUUUAGACAAAAUCUCACUUCCACGGAAUCUACCAAUCCCUUUAUACAUUAUCCCACUACAAUUGGUGAUGUGGAGAGCCACCUAUUACCAGUGUACAAUACUAAAUAGCCUGGAAGGAUAUGGGAUAAUUCAUGAACUUUGUUUUGGAAUAUUCCAAAGAACAUUAUGUAUAAGUCAUGAGUUAGUCAUCACCCUUUGGACUUCAUUUGAAUAGGAUCUCUAGAAUCUGAUUAUGUACAUUUUUGUACAUAGGGUUACACUUCAGUAGGGUGUUUGCAAUGCCCUAUUUUGUUAAAUAUCUUUGUCCGUCCAUUUGUCAUUCCAAUUUUUGGUUGACAAUUUUAAAAUAUUGACUCCAUAAUAUAUUAUUUAAGAUUUGAAUUGUUAAUGAUAUCAAUAAAUUAUUUUAUAAGAUGA
Messenger RNA from Owenia fusiformis, 3110 nucleotides. The record is from the annotation of a GenBank genome assembly. NCBI's taxonomy places the organism in Eukaryota, Metazoa, Annelida, Polychaeta, Sabellida, Oweniidae.